This is a messenger RNA of Nematostella vectensis (starlet sea anemone), 1354 nucleotides long. RefSeq names its product ribosome biogenesis protein BOP1 homolog. The record is from RefSeq and is a predicted model, not a curated record. Lineage: Eukaryota; Metazoa; Cnidaria; Anthozoa; Actiniaria; Edwardsiidae. The transcript has 5 exons. Gene Ontology annotation, cellular component: BLOC-1 complex. Bases 202 to 774 code for a protein of 190 amino acids.
UUCUACCUUAUCUUCGUUCCCCACAAUUGCAUCUUAUUCGCUUGUUUUUUGGUAUACCUGUGUACAUAGUUAGCGCGAUGGAUUAUGGGAAAACAUCCUCGAAGCAACAUGCAAUGACCAAUCUCUUCACUCAAAAUACAGACGUUCUAAGAUAAGCAUUGUAAAAUCCAGAUAUCAGCUUAGUCGACACCGAAAGCCAUAAUGAGCUCAAACGUGACCUCAGGGGAAGGUGACGAAUCAGAUGAUGAUACAUGUCAAUCACUGUCAUUCAUGAAGAAUACAAUGGUUACGAGUACAAUGGUGUCCGGUGAAGCAUCAGAAACUGAUGAGGAAGAUGAUGCUGAUGAUCAACAGGAAUCAGCUGAUGAUGACAAAAUGCACCAAGAACCAGUAGAGAUAGAUAUUGGGGAUACUGCUAUACCUAUAAAAAUUGAUAAUCUGGAGGUGGAAGAUCCUUUGGCCACAAAACAGAGCAAAGUCAGACGACAGAAACUUGUCUUCAAACAUGAUACACCUAUGCACAGGAAGCUUAGGGAGAGAAAUCUUCAGCUCCGAAGUAGCCUAGUAGAGGGCACCACACAACUUUACAAGGCAGCCUCCAACAAGCUGCAGAGCUCUGGAUUCUUUCUGAAUAAGGCACAGGCUGCUGCUGAGGAGGUUGCAUAUCAGUCUAAAGUCAUUCUAGAAGACCUGGAUGCCCUGCAAGUGGCUCUUCAAAGCAUUGUGGACAUGUCCGUCUUGCCAACAAUACACACAAAGUACUCUUCAUCAUAAUAUGCACUUGUCCCAGAUUAUACAAACCGAAUGCUUGUCAUGGUCUUAGGGGCCCGCAUUUCUUACCAAUUUCACAUAACAUACUCAUCAGACUGAUAGAUAUUGAAGCACAAGAGGCUUAAAAGGUUGUUUCUGUAUAGAGUAUGUAACAGAUUAUUAGUUUCGGAAUCAUUCUAGAUUAUCUGCUAGUCAACUAAGAAGCAGUGCAAAACUUCCGCAUGUUUGAACCUUUGGGAUUGAAUGAUCAUUUAUUAGAUUGUAUCAGGGAUGGCAGUCCUAAUCAUGACUUCACUGUGAAAUUAUGCAUAUACCUAGCCAGGAUAAUGAGUGUGUGUGGGGGGAUGGACGUUUACCCAAGAGCACUUUUUCUAGGUAUUUAUCCUAGCUCACUGUCUUACUGAAUUCUCGUUCACCAGAGCAGACCUUCCAGUGGUGUGGUGUAAUUCCUUCCAUCCCCUCCCCCCUCAUCCUCCUGGCUACUGGAUUGUAUAUAUGGCUAGAUGAUUUAAAAGAUAUAGAAUUUAUAAAAAUAGAAGUAUGUUUAUAAGAUAUCAUCUGAAAUUAAAAACUUCUUUCUGUG